UUGGAGAGACAAAGGAAGUGUAGCUUAAUCUUGUUAUGACUCCCUCGAACAGUAAUAACACUGGUAUAAACUAAUGGAGGGCACGUGUCUCAAAGUUAAAGUUAAAAAAAUACUAUAUCGACUCGCCAUAUAAUAAAACACGCGUGGAUAGUCGACUUCGGACGUAUCUCUGUCAUGUCGGCUAAAAGCGGUACAUGAGCCAUUAUUCAUCCGUUCUGGUACUCAGCUAAAGAGCUUUCCUGUGCGUAAUCCCCGGAUGAAGCUGUCAUGGCUGCCAUUCGCUGAGCUGUCAAGUCUACAAAAGAAAAAACCAAACGAAGUCUCGAAUUAUACAUCGACGUAGUCCAAUUGUAUCGGAGCUUUACUCUGCGGGGCCUGAAUUGACAUGGAUCCAGCACAUGCUGAAGUAGAUGUCCCUGCUGGAGGUAAUAUUAAAGUUCUCGAUGAUGAGGACAAAAAUUGGCACAAACGACUCCGUCUCAGGAAAGCUGCUGUUCAGCCCCCAACUAUGCAAAGAGAAGAUAAGCAUGGGCCGAAGAAGAUAGAGGACAAGGAGAAAAGCACAGAGCAGAGGUAUUUGAAGAAGAUACCCCUUAAAACACAAAAGAGUCAACAUGUGACAAAGGUUUAUGGAAAUAUACUUAGGUUUAGAUGUUUUGAAUGCAACGGCAGUACAGAAUUCAGCCCUAAUGACUUACUGAGGCACUUUCAGGAAACUCACCCAGGAAGCCAACCAAUCUUUCCUUGUGACAUGUGCAGUUUUAUUACACAGGAAUUCUCCCACCUUCAAGUUCACCAAUUAGGUCACAGAGACACUUUUGUCAGCUGCAACAUAUGCAAUGACAAUGUCCAGCACACUCUCUUGCAGCUCACCACACAUUUAAACACGCACCACAGCUUGAAUGGCCACUACUCUUGCGAGAAGUGCAAGUUCUCCACAAGAGAUGUAGGAGCAUUUUUGGAGCAUAUGUAUCUACAUAACAUGGUGCCGCAAGCAGGUGGCAUGGCUGAUCAUUCAAAUCCUGCUGACCAAGAUUUGCAGAGACAUUUCAUGGCCAAAACAGCACAAUUCCCCUUCAGUUGUCAGUUCUGUGACUAUAUAGCGCAUCGAAAAGAUAUCAUCACUAAGCACAUGGCCACCAUCCAUGGUAAAGCGACUAGCCAAAAAAACAAGCUGAAAAUGAAAGAGGUUGGUCCUAAAACAGUAGGUAAUUCAUCAUCAAGACUGAAGCACGUGGUGACAAGGAGUACAGUGAGGGAAAAUAACUGGAUGUCACAAGGCUGUCUUUCUCUGUCGGGGGAAGGAUUCCUGGAUAAAUAUUGCAGACUGUCAAAUCCAGAGAGGGCUUUGGAGGAGACCCAGCAAUUUUUAGAGAAGUCUGUGCCUGCUGAAGCUCUUAAGACUGUACUUUCAAAUGUACCCAAAGCCAUCACUUCCUUUUCAAACUCUGACAACUGCAUGAUAUCCAACCCUGGAUUCCCAAACACAGGCAAGGACCUCACUGUCCUCAUGCUCAAAAACAAGAUUUCAGUUCCUCCGAAAGGCACUACUGAAGCAAUUGCUUUCAAAAUGGUGGAAGGCAAAAAAGAUUUGGUUCUCAAGGUUACACCAUCAGCAAAGCAAGAGACCUCUGACACAACAAAGGCGUCAUUGUGUGUCACUGAGCAGGAAUCAGAGAAUAUUGCUUCUCAAACUAGUGCUGGGGACUCCGAUGCAAAUGGAUGCCAAUCAAAUUCAAGUAUUCCUCCAAAGACCAAGCCACCCAGUUGUCCAGGAUCAUUCUUGACACCAAAUGAUGUUGCCACUAUUUCAACCCUAAACGAGCUAGUAAAAUAUGAUCAAACUCAAGAAAAUAGAGAGAACCAGGAAACAAGGGUUGGCCAAGUGCACAGAAAUGAUGCAGAACCCAAAGAUGUGAAUCACUGUGAAGAUACGGCAGAGGAAAUCAAGAUGUCGAAGUUGCCAAAGGAGAAAAGUAAAAAAGAGCAACAAUCCUUUCCUGAAGCUCUGUGCUCUUCCAAGACUAUGGGGGACAAAAAAAGGGUGAGAAAGAAAGUGGUCGGCCCUAAAACUGUGGAGAAAAAAUCAUCACCAACAUUAAAGCUCCUCCUGAAGAAGAACCCAGUUAAGGAAAUGCAGUGGAUGCCACAAGGUGCUCUUCCCCUGUCGGGACGAGGUUUGCUGAAUGAUUACCACAGACUAGAGCACCCACAGAAAACUUUGGAGAAGACGCAGCAAUUUCUUAAAAGAGCACUGUCAGCUGAAAAUGGCAAAAAGAAACAGUCCAAAUGUCCCAAGACUGACCAGAAACAGAACUCCAAAGUGGUCACUAGGUCGUCAAAGUCAGAGGGAGGCCUAAUUCCAAACCCUGGGCAUUUCAGCCCCAGAGGUAACAACCUUAGUGCCCUCAUGGUAAAAAAUAAGAUUUUAGUUCCUCCCAAUUGCACUACAGAGGCCAUGGGUUUAAAAAUGGUGGACGGCAAAAAACAUUUGGUUCUUAAGGUUAUACCAUCAGCAAUGCAAGAGACCUCUGACAAAACAAAGGCAUCCUUACAUUCCAUUGAGACUAAGGAAGACAACACCACAUCUAAAACUUGCACUACGAGCCAGAACAGUUUAGUCGUUGUUGAUAAAAGCCAGCCAAAUUUGAAAAUCGCUCCGAGCACCUCAACAAACAGUAGCCUAGAAUAUAAUUUCGAAAAUGCGGAGCUUCCAAACACUGAUGUCAGUUCUGAAAACACAGAAGGGAUGAACAAUGGCAUGAAUUCUCAUGUCCUGGAUGGCCAAGAUUGUCCAAGGGUAGGCUUACCUCAUGUAUCUAAUGGAGCCAAAUCAGCUGGAAAUGAUUUGGGCCAGAUGACGGAGGAGAAGUUGGAGGCUGUGAACUAUAACCAGCCUAACCAGGAAGGGCUUGGAACUACAGAAGCUCAGGUCAUCAUGAUGUCUCCCUCCCCCAUACUCCAUUUCCUUACUUCCCCACAAGGUAUAACAGACUUGUCAGAGAAUCCGGUCGAAACUCCAGACAUUUGUUUUCAGGACGUUCCUCCCAAUACCAUGCUAAGAGAUGUAGGACAACAGGAGGGCUCUUACAGGAUUUGCCUCUCACCACAGACAAAUGAACAGACAGUUAAAGGAAAGAGGAAGAGCGAGCCGUCCACAGAAGACUCUCCCGAGCCCCUCUCAAAAGCCUUCAGGAAAGUUGUGGGAGAAGAAGAGGCCUCACCAGCAGCCGUGCAUCACUGGGAGCCAGGCCCUCGAGAUGUGGAGAGGACCCUGAAGCUAUUGCCAUUAAGUCCCACUCAACUCAUUACACGUCCAAGAGGAGACCAGCCUGUUGUAGUGCUAAAUCACCCAGACACAGACAUUCCCGAGGUCACAAAUAUAAUGGAAACAGUCCACAGGUACAAAGGAGAGGUCCAAAAAGUAGUGCUGUCUCGAAAAACAUUGAAGGCCCUUGCAGCCAUGGGUUGUGAUAUGUUUAGGGCAAAUGCCCCAGCGAUUGAACGUGUGUGCAGAGUGAAAGAGAGAUUCAUCUUGAAAAUGAAGCUGAAAAAGAUGAGCAGAAAGAAGUACAAAGUGGUGAACGCAAUCCCGCGCAGCACUGAGCCUUUAUUAAGAUUUAGCUGCUGGUUUUGUGGCCGAGUCUUCAGUGAUCAGGAGGUCUGGAUUGGUCAUGGCCAGCGCCAUCUGAUGGAAUCUACUAGAGAGUGGGGGAAGCUGGAAAGUGAAAAGUCAUAAAUGUCACCUACACUGGAUACAAAGUUGAGAAAGGUGCUCCUGUACAAAAGCAAUGGACAGAAAAGAUGCUAGAUGGAAAUGAUCUUAAUUUAUUAGAGAAA
Molecule: messenger RNA, 3840 nt
Organism: Salvelinus namaycush (lake trout)
Lineage: Eukaryota; Metazoa; Chordata; Actinopteri; Salmoniformes; Salmonidae
Product: zinc finger protein 518A-like
Exons: 3
Coding region: 386-3739 (1117 amino acids)
Biological process (GO): regulation of transcription by RNA polymerase II
Cellular component (GO): nucleus
Molecular function (GO): RNA polymerase II transcription regulatory region sequence-specific DNA binding; DNA-binding transcription factor activity, RNA polymerase II-specific
Source: RefSeq, a predicted model, not a curated record